This is a messenger RNA of Canis lupus familiaris (dog), 2888 nucleotides long. RefSeq names its product GIMAP family P-loop NTPase domain containing 1 (gene GIMD1). The record is from RefSeq and is a predicted model, not a curated record. The transcript is spliced from 3 exons. Bases 118 to 771 code for a protein of 217 amino acids. NCBI's taxonomy places the organism in Eukaryota, Metazoa, Chordata, Mammalia, Carnivora, Canidae. Gene Ontology annotation, molecular function: GTP binding.
UAUCAGUCCCAGAGUGGUACGGUAAUACUGUCAGAAGGUUAAAGUUCAUACCAACGAACAACUAUACUAGCUCCAGGAAAGUCUUUGUUGAAAUGUAUUUUGAAGAUUGGAAAAGACAUGACAGACUCCAACAAGAUGAUCAUCAACUUGGCCCUCUUUGGCAUGACUCAGAGUGGAAAAAGUUCUGUUGGGAACAUUCUGCUGGGAAGCUCUGACUUCCACAGCAGCUUUUCUCCAUGUUCUGUGACCAAAGUUUGUUGUCUGGGUCGCAGUUGUCACCUCUGUGGCUUCAUGCGUCGAGGGGGACAAGAGAUAACCCUGCAGAUUCAGGUGUUGGACACUCCAGGUUACCCACACAGCAAGUUGAAUCAGGAGCAUGUGAAACAGGAGGUCAAGCACGCCCUAGCACAUCACUUCGGGCAAGAAGGUCUCCAUCUUGCACUGCUGGUCCAGAGAGCAGACGUGCCAUUUUGCGAACAAGAAGCAUCUUCCUUAGUCCAGAUGAUUCAGGAACUUCUGGGACAUGCUUGGAAGAAUUACACUGCCAUUCUUUUCACCCAUGCAGAAAAAAUAGAAGAGGCUGGGUUCAGUGAAGAUGAAUACUUGCAUGAGGCCCCUGAAACACUGCUAACGGUGCUAAAUUCUAUUCAGUGCAGAUAUAUUUUCCAGUAUAAAAAAGAAAAUUCAUUUAAUGAACAAAGAUUAAAAAUGUUAGAAAGAAUCAUGGGAUUUAUAAAAGAAAAUUGUUACCAAGUUCUUACCUUUAAAUAAAAUUUAGAUAAAAGGAAAAGAGCUUUGGGUUUUAGAGUCAGAAACCUUGUUUUAAACAGCUUUGUUAGAAUGGAUGAGGACUGUCAGAAUUCCCACAGGCUACUGGUAAGAGUGUACAUUUGUAUAGGCAGUUUUGGACAACUGUUUUGCAGUUAAGAAGAAUAUAAAAUAAUCAAGACCUCUAAUGCAAAUCCUAUGACACAGCAAUUGCCUUCCCUUUAAGUAUAUAUUCAGCAGAAAUGUGUAUAUUUCUGCACUAAAAGACAUGUAUGUACAAGAAUACUCAUAGCAGUACUUUUGCUAAUAGCUAAAUAGCUUUUAGAAAUUAUCCAAAUGUCCAUUAACAGUAAAGUGGAUAAGCAAAUUGAGGUAUAUUUACACAAUGGAGUAUUAUACAAUAAUGAGAAUGAGCGAACUGCAACUGCAAGGAACGAUAUCAAUGAACUGCCCUAACAAAAAGUUUAAAGAAGCCAGACAUAAAAGAGUAUAUAUUAUAUGGUUCCAUUUGUAUAGAGUCCAAAAACAGUCAAAACUGAUGUAAUAUAAACUACUCUGAUGUUAGAAGUGUUGGAAAUCUGGAAAGGUCACUCUUGGGAGGAGAUAAUAAGCAUGCACUGGGCAGCUUCUGAGAUUCUGGUAACAUUUUGGUUUUGACCUGGAGGCUAGUUUCAGUGUGUUAACUUUGUGAAAAUUCAACAACAAACACUUCUGAUUCAUAAACUGUUUAGUAUAUCUUUUUUAUCUAAAUAAAAGUAAAAUGAAUAAAUUAUUAUCUAUAUUUUUAAAACUUCCUCCACUGCUUACUUGAUACUAGAUGAGGAAAACUAAUCCUGUGAAAUCCUCAUCUGGAAUAUAUACUUGAUAGUUACCGUAAUGAUUAAACAACUUGGCUCAUGGUAGAUGCUCAAUAAAUGUUAACUUUCUUUUCUGCCAUCUUAUGAUCUGUGGUUCCUAUUUAGGGUUGGAAAUGUAGGUAAAGAUUCACAGCCAAGCCUUACAGCAGAAAUAAGGGUAACAAUUUUAAUAACCAAAUAUGAAUAAGCCUUGGCUGAAGAAGCAGCUUCUCUACCUUGAAGGUUAGUCACUGGCUUUGUAGAGAGCUCCAGGAUGGUAUCCAAGACAGCAGGUAGGAUGGAAGGAAGAUAAUUCUAGUUAACUCUAAUAUCCAAGACUACCACGAAAUCAAAAUUGGAUCACCCUCAUGUUUAACAUUUGUACAUGAGCUUUAGAACUUAUAAAAUUCUUUCACUAGGAUAGUUCCCAAUUUACAAACAGCUUGGUUUCAUAUUUUUUAAGUGUGCAAUACACUGUAUUUCAUAUUAGAAACAGAAUUAUAGCUGGUAAUUAUUCUGCUAGGCCUUCAAAAGCCUACUUAAUGCUUAAUUUUACCUGAACUCCAGCACAAAUGGUAUUAGAAAGCCUAUAUAACCAACAUUUAUAAAAUGCUUCUAUGAGAAAGCAUAAUUCAAAUUCCAACUUGAAACCAUAUCCCUCUUCAUUUCUCUGCAGUGCCCCUUCUAUCAUGGGUCCAGGAUUGUAAAGUGAAAGCUUCAACAAUGGGACUCAUUUAAGAACCAAACAGGAAUUGACACUUCUCCAGGGGUUGGUCACUUGGUGACAAAGAAUGAGAUUUGAGGCUCAGGAGUUAAAAUUGAAGUGAGUGCUGAAGAGAGGGGAAAAUGCAGGUUUUAAGUCCUUCAUAUUCUUCACUCAUGUGAUAUCAGUUAAUUCUUCUAGAAUGUAAAUACUAGUUUCAAGAAAGAUAAGUUGUGCAGAACAUGAAGGGUUCAAGAUCUCCAAGACUGGCCUGGUGUUAAUGAUUAAUAGAGGAAAGGUGCCUCCAGUUUCAAAAAGGAAGACUUCUGUGAUGUUGACCUGAAUUACUUAUUUUUAUUAUAUAUAUUUGCAUAUAUAUAUCUAUUUAAAUAACUCCCUAAAUGUGAUAUUACAUACUUGACUUUAUUUUAGUAGUUGUAUUUUGCUUUUUUGAUUUGCCUUUACCGCUCUCCUCCUUCCAUCUCUCCUCUUCAUGCACAUCAGCCAAUUAGAGAGACUCAUGUCAACAGAGCAUGAUAUGCACCGUUCCUAUUUUCUGUAAGUCCAAGUAAUUGCAUACA